This is a messenger RNA of Penicillium nucicola, 1389 nucleotides long. RefSeq names its product YncE family protein. The transcript is spliced from 6 exons. Lineage: Eukaryota; Fungi; Ascomycota; Eurotiomycetes; Eurotiales; Aspergillaceae. Bases 1 to 1389 code for a protein of 462 amino acids. The record is from RefSeq and is a predicted model, not a curated record. Gene Ontology annotation, molecular function: protein binding.
AUGAAGUAUUCCUUCUCUUUGAUUGCGUCUUUGAUCACUGUCGGGGAGUGCCUUUCCUUGCCUCCUCUGAUCCCACUCAUCCCGGGAGUGACUGAGCCUUUGACAACCAACGCUCCUCCAUUGCCUAUCUUGCAAAUUCCAACUCCUCCAUUGGAGAGUCCUCCCUUUACUCCAAGCGACAUUCGCCCCAAGAAGAUUGGAUACUUCUGGACUGGAUCUGCAGACAAGUUCCACAAGGACUUUCUUGCUACCUACAGUCUAGAUGAUGACACUUUUGGUACUCUGCUGUGGGUUACCGAUGUCCCAUCUAGCGGCAACGAUCCCCACCAUCUCGGACCCUCUCUUGACGGCAAGACUCUGUGGGGUGGUGGAUUGCUUUCACUUCUGAAGACACAGGACACUGGAUUCUAUUUCGACACCUCGAACCCUUACCGGCCCAAGUUUCUGAAAAGUAACCGGGGUAUCCUGGCCUCAAUUGCAGACGAGGUCAGAGCCAAACCCGAUGGAGGCUUCUUUAUCACAUACAUGGGUUCUGCAGUUGGUACCUCUCCUGGUCGUUUGAUCGAGACCGAUGCCGAUUUCAACAUCAUUCAUGAAUGGCCGGAGGAUGUUGAGGGUACACUCAACAUUCUUGAACAACAAUUCUCUCCUCACGGUCUUAGCAUUGACUGGGAUAAGAAGCUCAUUUUGACAUCGGACUUUGUCGAGCCCAUCACUAUAUUGAAGCCCAGUCUUGGUGUGCGCCAUGCCGAUACACUGCGCUUGUGGGAUCUGGAUUCUCGGACCAUCAUCAGUACUCUUACUAUCCCUAAUGGCGGCGGUAUUCAAGAUGUCAAGUUUAUCCCCGGACACCCUGAAUCUGCUGCUAUUGCAACUGCGGUUCACCUGGGUCAGAUUUGGAUUAUCUACCCUCUGCGCACCAACCCAAACGGCAGCCAAGGCGUGAUCGAGGAACUCUUUGAUUUGGGACCCAAAGCCCGUGAUACUAUUGCUAUCUACUCGGAUAUCAGCCAAGACGGCCGCUUUUUCUACGCAACCCUGACAACCGCGAACCACAUUGUCGCACUGGACAUUAGCGACCUCAACAAUGUCAAGCGUCUCGAUGACCCAGAUGAAGACCAACCCACCGUUGGACCUCACUAUAUCAAGGUCACCCCCGACCAGAAGCACUUGGUUGUUACGGAUUACUUUGUUCAGACCGGCGAGAUUGGUAUUAUCAAUACUCCUGCCGACUUCAAGGCACUCUAUAUCGAUCUGAAUGAGGACGGUAGUCUGUCUUUCAACCGGACUAUUGACUUUAGUAAGGAGUUUGAGAAUCGUGGCGGUGCGAAGCCUCACUCUAGUGUUAUCUUUGAUCUCACUGAUCCCGAGAAGCCUCUUUACUACUAA